CCAGUGCUGGUCUGAUGGAACCUGGAGACCUCCUGUGCCCUACUGUGACCAGGUUUGUGGUCCCCCUCCACAGAUCAGCAAUGGGCAGCACUCCAGCCCCAGAGAGGAGAAGUUCCCCUACGGCUCAGAAGUCAAGUACAGGUGUACAGAGGGGAUGGCCCUCAUUGGGGACGACUCCAUCUACUGCACCUCCCGUGAUGGGGUCAACCUGGCAUGGAGUGGACCUGCCCCACAGUGCAAGGUGGUUCGGUGCCCCAGGCCGGCGGUGGAGAGGGGCAGGAUCCUUUCACGGAUGUUCACCUUUCCCUACAAGGCCACCGUGAGGUUCUCCUGUGAUGAAGGCUACACCCUGCAUGGUGCUGCUGAGAGCCAGUGCAUGAGUGACAGCUCCUGGCACCCUCCUCUGCCCACCUGCCAGCGAGUUCUGUGUCCACAACCACAAGUGGCCAACGGGAAGGUGGAAAACUCUUUGGGUGACAGAAGCUGGUACCCAACAAAUGCAACUGUCACUCUCGAGUGCCUUCCUGGGUACCACCUCUCAGCUGAUGGAGAUGUGGCUUUGGAAGACUCCUGGACAGCCACCUGCUUGCCUGAUGGCAGCUGGACACCGUUGCCCCAGUGUAAGGAAGAAGAGGCUGCUGAUGUGUGUGAAGAGCUCAGAGCCAUGAAAACACUCUUUGAAUGUGGUGUGCCUGCAGCUGAGGUGAAAACUCUGCUGGAGGUGCAGAAACUCUUUCUGGAGAUACAAAAACUGAAGGCAGAGCUGGAAAGCUUGGCCAAGUGAGUCCUGCCACACGCUGGAGCCAUCCCCUGUCCUCCAAAACCACACUUGGUGUAGUCACUCUGUGCACACAGAGCCUCUUGGUGGCUUGGUGCUUUCUGCUUGCAUGCCUGCAGCCAGAGCAAUGACAACCCAAGUGUGGCAGAUGGCUUUUGUCACGCUGGAUGCUAAAGCACAGGGAGGUUGCUGCUCUUCUACCCACCCCUGACUCGCUGCUUAACAAACCUCUUGUGCUGCUUUUGCUAUGGGGAAGCACAGCAGGAGACUCAUCUGAGCUUCACUGAGUCACUGUGCAAACUCUGCUGAGCCAAGGGCAGGGGGACUGAAGUCCCCAGGGGUAAAGCUCUAGCUGAGGUGAAUGCCUGGUGGCUCUCUCUGCUGUAGCCUUCUGGCUGGUGAGGUGUGCCUGUGCUGCACCCUCUGCUUGGACCAACCUCAGCCUCUCGUUGCUGCCACACUGAAAUCAGCAGUGAAAUAAAUGUUGAGCUUCAGGA
This is a messenger RNA of Pogoniulus pusillus (Red-fronted tinkerbird), 1275 nucleotides long. Its product is annotated as complement component receptor 1-like protein. The record is from RefSeq and is a predicted model, not a curated record. The transcript has 5 exons. Bases 155 to 784 code for a protein of 209 amino acids. Gene Ontology annotation, biological process: negative regulation of complement activation, classical pathway. Lineage: Eukaryota; Metazoa; Chordata; Aves; Piciformes; Lybiidae.